AUGGAUUUGGUUGAGCCUUAUAUCAAGUUUAUUACGGUCUGUGACACGCACAUGCAUCGACAUGAGUAUAAAGAAGCGUUUUUGGUCUUAAGCCAAGUCAAGUAUUUGAUAGAAAAAGUAAAUGAUCUGCUUUUCGAUAAUGAUUUUAAUUCAAGAGCUGCCCUCUGUGCUCUUCUCUACGGCUAGCCAGAAGAAGCUCUCAGAUUAACUGAAAUGGUCAAUUUGAAUACUCCUGGUUAUUUGCUUGUUUAGGCAUUAAGAGGCUGGGCUCUUAAAGAAAUCGGAUACCAAAAGAGGGCUAAUGUUUUAUUCAAUUAUGUGUUGAAUUCAGUGCCUGAUACAGAUUCUGUGAUGGAUUGUUUAGGAGCAGCUAUCAGCAGCAAAUUAUUAGGAAGCGACUUAAGUAAGUUUUUCUUUGAAUUUGCUAUUGAGAAAUUCGAGACACUAACAGGAAAUGAUAGAAAAUUGAAUCUCCUUUGGGGUGUCUUUGCCCAUUUAAAAAAGUCAGAGCUAGAAACAAUUUCGUCAGAUAGGCAAAAGACUUUAUUGAAGAGCUUAGAGCUUACAAAAGAAAGUGCUGAAGUUUAUGAUUACUUAGGCUAAACUUAUUAUGCUUAAAAGCAAUACGAUUUAGCUCUUAAAUGCUAUUUAAAAUCAAUAGAAAUUAGUCCUAAUUGUAAUUUUUAUAGACAUAUCAAAGUGAGCUUCAUUUAUUUCUAUACUGGCAGAGAGGAACAAGCUAAAACUUUUGUCUUACGCUUUUUGGAGCAAUCAAGAGAUCUUUAUAUAUUUUAUUGGAUUUUAUGUCCUUCUAUCCAACUCAUGAAGUCAAAUGAGCACAGUGAAUUUGAAAAAUAUUACAGAAUAGGUUUGCUACUUUAUUAUUCUCAAGUUUACUACUCAAGCUACAUUAUGCUUUAGAAGGCUAAAGAAUAUGAUCCUUAUAAUUAUAAAUUGUGCAUUUUCAUGUGUAUAGUCUAAAGAUACCUUGGUCUGUUGGAUGAGGCUAUUUAAAAUUUGGAAGAAUUAAAAAAUAGCAAAUAUUAAAACGAUAUCCCUUUAAAUAUUAUUUUAGCAGAACUGUACACUGUUUCUCAGGAUUAUGAGAAAGCGGAGGAGAUGUAUUAAAAAAUAAUAGAGUUAACUCCAAAUAAAUCAUUUUCUAUCUAUAUAUAUGUAAAAUUUUUGAACAAAAUGAAUCGCCUAGAUGAUUCUCUAGUCUAAAUUAAGAAAGCAAUAGAAUUAGAGCCAAGAAAAGUGAAGUUAUUGAUUAUGCAGGCAUUAAUUUAUUCUUCUUUGAAACAACUAGACAAAGCGUAUGAAACAUAUGAGGAAGUCCUUAAAAUAAAUCCAAAUUUGUAAAGCACGAAAUAUCAGCUUUCUCAAAUAAAUUUUGUCUUAAAUAAUUACUAAAAGUCUUUUGAUUAAAUGAUUCAAAUAAAAGAAGGAGAAGUUGGCUAUGAAAAAUGUAUUAGUUUAUUAGUGAAGCUUUUUAUUAGCUAUCCUCACGAAUUAACUAAAGAGCAAUUAGAAUAUGCAAACACUCACCUCAGGGAUAGAAUUACACAUCAUUUAAAAACUCUGGGAGAAAGUAAAAAGCAAAAGAAAAAGGCGACUUAAAAAUAAAGUAAAAAAGGUUAGGAUUUAGAAAGCAAAGGUAAUAACUAAGCAAACGAAAAAGAAGCAAACUUCAAUUUAUAAUAACAAGAAAAUGCUAACAGUUAAAAUAACUAAGAUAAUAUUGAUGAAAACUAAGAUAAAUCAAAGAAUUAAAAAGGGAAAAAAAAUAAUUCUAAGAAAACCAAAAAAGGUAAAAAGAAAGGUACAAAGAAAGUUGUAGAAGAGUAGGAAGAAAUUUAAGAGGAGGAAAACAUAAAAUAUGGCUAAGAAGAAGAGGAAAAGCAAAAUAAUUAAAAAGAUUAAAUUGAAGACGAAGAAAUAAAAUUAGAAAAAGAGUAAAAAAAUGAAAAAGCUGAUGAGCAAUAAGGAGCUGAGGGUGAAAACGAAGAUUAAGGUAUUGAUGAAGAAAGAGAGAUUUAAAGGCUAUUAGAAGGAUAAAGUGAUAGCUUAAGUGAACUGGACGAAAUAGAUUUAGAGAUUAAUGAGUCAUUAACUUCUCCUGGCUCUUCUUCUGAAAGCACUGAAGAUUGCUACAGAGAAUAUUUAUAAAAAAUAAAAGAAGAAAAUAUUAAAGAUAAGCAGGAAAUAUAUGAAGAUUAUUCUAAUUAUUUUCACAAAAACUAGCAUUCUUAUACAAAGUUACUAAAUUAAGCUAGGAAGAUUAAAAUACAAAAUUUAUUUGAGGGAAAUGAUAUUGAUUAAAUUUUGGCAGAUGAAUUGGAUAAAUUAAAAAUAUAAAACAAUAAUGAAGAAAAUGAUUAAAUUCUAAUUGAAGAAAAUAAUUAAAAUGCAGACGAUGAAAUUCCUGUUCAAGAUAAUAAUGAAAAUUUGAAUAAUAACUUAGAGCAAGAGAAUGAAGAAUAAAAAACAGAGGAAAAUGCCUAAGAAGGAUAAAGUUAAAAUAACUAAAUUGAAGAUGAAGAAGUUAAAAAUUCUAUUAAAAAGAAAAAAAUUAAAAAUAAAAUUGUUUCAAAUAAAAAUAAAAGUAAAAAAAUACUUCAAAAAAAGUCUAAAUUGAAAAUAAAAAAUAGCUCAAAAACUAAAUAAUCUUAAUAAAAUGAUGUCAAAGUAGCUAAAAAGGUGAAAAAAGUAAUAACAAAAACCAAAACAUAAAAUUAAAAUGAAAAUUUAAAAAAGUAGAAGAAAUAAAAAAAUGUAAAAAUAUUGGAAAAAAAAGAGAAGAAGGAAAAAGCAGAUGAAAAAGUGAUUAAAAAAUAGUAAAAUGAUAACUAAAAUAGUAUAAAAAAAUAAAAUAUUUAAAAACAAAAGCCUUAGUUAAAUAUAAAGAGUUAAAUUGAGUAAAAAUUAAAAGAAUCAAAGAAAAAUUAAAAUAAGGUAGAUACUAGCAAACUAAAAGUGUAAAAAGAAGUUAUAUUUAGAAAAACUAGAAGUUAGGCGUCUACCAAAGAUCCCUUAACUAAUAAAAAGGUUAAAUCUUCUACACUAGAAACAACGAAGCAAGCUAAAUAAAAUGAGAAGUAAUCUAUUAGUAAAGAGUAAAAAACUUCAUCUAAAGUUAAAGUUUCAAUUUUAAAGACUAAAACAAAAACAGUUAAAAAAUAAACUAAAGUUGUCUUAAAAUAAAUUAAACAGAAGAAGAAAAUAGUUAAAAAAACAGAAAUAAUUAAGAAGGCAAUUAAAAAAGAUAUGACAAAAAGAAUUUUAAGAUCAUCAACAAAAAAAGAUUAAAAAAGCUGA
This is a messenger RNA of Tetrahymena thermophila SB210, 3318 nucleotides long. Its product is annotated as tetratricopeptide repeat protein. The record is from RefSeq and is a predicted model, not a curated record. Lineage: Eukaryota; Ciliophora; Oligohymenophorea; Hymenostomatida; Tetrahymenidae. Gene Ontology annotation, molecular function: protein binding. The transcript is spliced from 2 exons.